Dentiscutata erythropus is the source of this 273-nucleotide messenger RNA. Lineage: Eukaryota; Fungi; Glomeromycota; Glomeromycetes; Diversisporales; Gigasporaceae. The record is from the annotation of a GenBank genome assembly.
GACGAAGUAAGAGUAUUAAUUGAAGGUGGUGCUUUGGCAGACCUCAAGCCGGAUCCAAGUAAAAAGUGGGGAGAACAAUCGCGUAAUAUUCAGAGUAAGCUUAUUUCAGAUAUAAUAAAGAAAUUGCCAGCCUAUCGGCAAAAUUCUGCUGCGAUCGAAAAAAUUUUAAAGCAGCAUCAUAAAACCCAAAGAAGAACAGCCACAAUUAAUGCCAAUCCGGCAUUAAAAAAACAUAAUCGAGAAAGAAUAGACAAAAAUAGUAAAGUGAAUGAU